AUAGUCUCAUCUCCUGUGGGCAGUAAUAUUUUGGUUGUUGAGUUUAGUGUGUAGGGUUCUGGGUGGUGUUGGUGGCCUGUGAUAUAUAGGCAGUCGAACUAGAUUAUCUGGUGGUCCUUCAGGCCCUUAAACUAUGACUGAUAUUCAGAGACCCGAGUUCAAAACCGUCUUACAUUGACUAUUUAAUUAUUAAUACAAAGUGGAACAGCUUCAACAGGACAGCUUGAGAGACCCACCCCAGAAUACCCAAUAAUCAGUUGGCACUCGUCUGAGACAUGGGAGACCUGGGUUCUCCCUACCUCAGGCAAAGGGGAAUUUUGAAGCCAGGGUUCCCACAGCCUGGGUAAGUGCCCUGCCCACUGGGCUGAAGUUUAUAAGGGGAGACACAGUCAUCUUGUCUUUAUUUUGUUUUGUUUGUUGCAAGAAAGAGCUUAGGUGGGGAGAAGAUUCAUGGCUUUGAAUCCCAAGCAAACAGAGGUGGCUCCCUCUAGCCCAGAAUUACAUGGCUAUGUUUCUUUGAGGAGUGGGGCACACUGAAUUUUUAUCUGAAAUAAUUAAAAUAUAAUGCAGUGUAAAAUAGAACAUCUUUAAUAGUAAAAGCAUUCAAGGGCAGUUGUUAAACUGUACAUUUAUACUUAGUGCUUGAAGAGUGCUUUGUUUCCAGAGCAGUGUACAAAGAUUGUCACAGCACCCCAUGCAGUAGGCAGAAAAAUGUUGCCGACCACUUCAGUUAGUUCCCCAAACCAGGGCAAUGGUGCGUUAAACUCCAGGGAUGCAGCGAGACAUACAGCGGGUGCAAAACGCUACAAAUAUCUAAGGAGGCUCCUUCACUUCCGGCAGAUGGACUUUGAGUUUGCUGUUUGGCAGAUGCUCUACCUGUUCACUUCACCACAGAGAGUUUAUAGAAACUUUCAUUACCGAAAACAAACAAAGGACCAGUGGGCAAGAGAUGAUCCUGCUUUCUUGGUAUUGCUGAGUAUCUGGCUGUGUGUCUCUACUAUAGGAUUUGGAUUUGUGCUGGACAUGGGAUUUUUUCAAAUGAUAAAGCUACUUCUUUGGGUUGUGUUUAUAGACUGUGUAGGCGUUGGCCUUCUAAUAGCAACUUUAAUGUGGUUUAUUUCUAAUAAGUACUUGGUAAAGCGACAGAGCAGAGACUAUGAUGUGGAAUGGGGAUAUGCCUUUGAUGUUCAUCUGAAUGCUUUCUAUCCACUUCUAGUCAUUUUGCAUUUUAUCCAACUGUUUUUCAUCAAUUAUGUUAUCUCAUCAACCUCAUUCAUGGGAUAUUUUGUUGGGAACACAGUAUGGCUCAUUGCAAUUGGUUAUUAUAUCUAUGUAACAUUUCUAGGGUACAGUGCAUUGCCAUUUUUGAAGAACACAGUUAUCCUUUUGUAUCCAUUUGCACUCUUAAUUCUGCUGUAUGUGCUCUCAUUAGCACUGGGAUGGAACUUCACCAAGACACUUUGUACUUUCUAUGAAUUCAGAGUGAAAUAAAAACAGGACUUCAUAUGUCUCUACUGUGUAGUUUGUCUUAGCUGCUGACAGUAUGCACAUCUAAGACCUCUCGUUGUAAAUGGUUGUAAAUUUUCUCUUUGUAGAUAAGUGUAAAAAGCUUGAAGUGUCUAUUGCAAUUUUUAAUGAUUAAAAUAUUUACAAACAGUAAAAA
Messenger RNA from Terrapene triunguis (Three-toed box turtle), 1663 nucleotides. It is a transcript of the gene UNC50, whose product is annotated as unc-50 inner nuclear membrane RNA binding protein. The transcript is spliced from 6 exons. The coding region runs from base 712 to 1491 and encodes 259 amino acids. The record is from RefSeq and is a predicted model, not a curated record. Gene Ontology annotation, cellular component: Golgi membrane. Lineage: Eukaryota; Metazoa; Chordata; Testudines; Emydidae.